CAUGUCUUUAUCGAUAUUUGAUGAGUCGUGAGUCUUAUGGUCUAGGCUUUCCAUGUUGCUUCAUUCAGUUUGCCUUCACUACAAUUGCCUGUCUAACUUGUCAAGGUGACCUCUAAUACACCUGCCGACAACCCCCUUCAAUGCAUCCAGGUUCUUUAUUAUCACCACUUCUCUCAUCUGUCCCAAUGUCAGAUCCUAAAUGCUCGUAUAAGUUCACCUUCGAACCUGGUUGGUUUGUUGACUAUCCCGUGAUUUCCCACUCAUGUCCUGGAUCGAAGCUCACCACUCAGCCAAAUCUCGGUUUGCCUGAUGAUCGAGAAUGGACGAGACUUACUGAACACGUCGAAAGAUUAAAUCACCAGGACAAUUCAGAUGUCAUACAUAAAAUCUUGCUGGUUGCGCGACAUGGCCACGGUGUUCACAACGAUGUGAUGGAGGAGGUUGGGUCAGAAGAAUGGAAGAAUCAUUGGUCAAAGCUACCCGGUGACGCAAAUAGAACUUGGCUUGAUGCCGAGCUUGUUGAAAAGGGAGUCGAACAAGCUACAGACCUCGGGAAGAUGUAUGCCGAGGGCAUCCGGCAUGCGGGCUUCCCCGUCCCCGACACUAUCUAUACCAGCCCGCUUGCUCGAGGCCUCAAGACAACGAGUCUGAUUUUCAGAGAGAUCAUCGUAGGACAAGGGAUUGAGUUCAGGCCUAUAGUGAAAGAAUAUCUUCGAGAACGACUUACCAAUCAUACAUGCGAUAAGCGGAGGAUGAGACAGUGGAUUCAAGCCUCUUAUCCCGACUAUGAGUUGGAAUCAGGCUUCGCCGAAGAAGAUGUGUUAUGGCAUGCUGAUCAAUCAGAGUCGAAUGAAGCACAUAUUGCCCGGACACAAGAACUACUUGAGGAUGUUUGGAGACAUGAUUCGGGAUCAUGCAUUGCUUUGACCACUCACUCAUUCACCAUAUCUACUAUCCUAGAAGUUAUUGGGGCGCCUGAGUUUCGGAUGGGCGAAGGCGCCAUGGUGGCAUUCUUGGUCAAAGGCGAGAAGUUUAACGCAAAAUAAGCUCAAAAAAGGAAAAGAUGACAAUAGGCAAAGAGUCCAUCAUGUUUCCCGUCAUCAAAGUCAUGUAUCAUGAAGUAUUAUAUACAAGCUGUCCCUCCCGAGGCCUAUAGCCUCCGCUGUUGUG
This is a messenger RNA of Fusarium odoratissimum NRRL 54006, 1170 nucleotides long. RefSeq lists its product as uncharacterized. The record is from RefSeq and is a predicted model, not a curated record. Gene Ontology annotation, molecular function: phosphatase activity. Gene Ontology annotation, cellular component: cytoplasm. The coding region runs from base 141 to 1046 and encodes 301 amino acids. Lineage: Eukaryota; Fungi; Ascomycota; Sordariomycetes; Hypocreales; Nectriaceae. The transcript has 2 exons.